AUGAAUUUAGUUGAAGUAUAUACCAGCGGAUCAUCUAAACAAUUCAUAAAUGGAACUUUACAAACAACAAAACCCGAAUACCCAAUUAAUCAAAUUAACAAAAAGUACGACUGGUGUUCAAAUUGCGGACGUAGUUAUUCAGAACAUCCUUAUGCUAUUUAUACACUGAAAAACAAAAUGAUGAAUAUUAACGGGUAUUAUUUGAAAGCAGGCUGCUGCGGUGAUAUAGAAUCUGAAUGCUGCUGCUAUGAAGAUGCCUCUUACUGCUGUCAUUGCUGCCUUUACAGCUGGUCUUUGCAGAUUUCGAAUGAUAACAAGACUUGGAAGACUAUUCACAAGGUCGAGAAAGACUACGAUCUCAGAAGAUGUAGAGAUAAAACAUUUAAGUUCAGCGAACAGCAUACAUGCCGUUAUGUAAGAUUAAUUCAGGAUGAACCAUGUCCAGGCGAUCCUCCCUGCAUCGGAUUAAACAAGAUAGAGCUUAUUGGAUCAAUAGAAGGAAUUUCGGAUUUCGUUUCUGAAGAAAUUGAAAACGAAGAAGAUGAUGUCAGCAUUAUUGGACAUAUCUCAAAGAACAAUCAUAACUAA
Molecule: messenger RNA, 588 nt
Organism: Trichomonas vaginalis G3
Lineage: Eukaryota; Parabasalia; Trichomonadida; Trichomonadidae
Exons: 1
Coding region: 1-588 (195 amino acids)
Source: RefSeq, a predicted model, not a curated record